Messenger RNA from Mesorhabditis spiculigera, 411 nucleotides. NCBI's taxonomy places the organism in Eukaryota, Metazoa, Nematoda, Chromadorea, Rhabditida, Rhabditidae. The record is from the annotation of a GenBank genome assembly.
AUGGCUCGCCGUCGCAGCUACGCCCUAUUCAUCGCCUCGGCCAUCUUCUUUUUCUGUGGCUUCGCUGUCACGCUGGUCCUCCCGAAAUCUGCCUGGACUGGGUCUACUAGUUUGUACGGUCAGAUCUUCAACGUAUUGCCCGACAAGAUUUGCCCCUCUUAUCCCGUCAAUCCGGCGCCACGAUGCUUCGAGAAGAGCCAUUGCGAGCGGGUCCGUACGUUCGACUUGCGUGCCCUCUCCGACAUUUUCAUUGUGACCGCCUGCUUCCCGUCUGAUGCGAAGGACGUGGCUCUGACGUUGUUCGUGAGCAGCUGGAUUACUUUUGUGGCCCAAGUGCUGUACCUGGCCGCUGUCUGCAUCCAGGAGAGCAAACGCUAUCGCGCCCCGAAGGGAUACCGCUUCGCUAACGUC